AUUAUUUAGAUAUAAAUUUGCUGUGAUACCAGGGUAGAUGGAGAAAGCCGCAGAUUUUCAUUACAAUGCCGAACAAAAUUACGACGAAGAAACAAUAAUACAACAGCGAGAGAUAGAAAAAGAAAUUGCUGGGUGUCAAGAUCUUGUCGGUCCUAAAGAAGAUUUCACUACAUUGGAUCGAGAGUUUGAACAUGACGUUGCAUUUUUGAAAAAGAUACAGGAUGUGAAGCAACGAUACAGACGAUUUAGAAGAAUUCGAGCCGAUGGUAACUGUUUCUUUCGAGCAUUUGGUUUCGCAUAUUUUGAAAGUUUACUGAAAAAUCCCGAUGAAUUUAAAAGAUUUCAAGAUAUAGCUUUAAAAAGCAAAGAUGAAUUGAUAACCUUAGGUUUUCCGCAGUUCACUCUUGAAGAUUUUCACGAAACGUUCAUGCAGGAAUUGAAUAAAAUCGAAACCAAUAAGUCUAUUGAAGGAGUCCUUCAAACGUUUAACGACUGUGGAACUUCAGACUACAUAGUGGUGUAUUUGAGACUAAUUGUUUCGGGCUUUCUGCAGAAGAACGAAGAUUUUUAUCAGAGUUUCUUAGAUGGCGGACGAACAAUGAGAGAAUUUUGCAAUCAGGAAGUGGAACCAAUGGGUCGAGAAAGUGAUCAUAUUCACAUAAUCGCUCUUAGCCAAGCCACUGGGAUUUGCGUCCAAGUUGAUUAUAUGGAUAGAGGAGAUGGAAAUCUGAUUUCCCAUGUCUUCCCCGAAGAUAGUUCUCCCAGCAUUUAUCUAUUGUACAAACCCGGUCACUACGAUAUUCUUUAUAAAGAAUAA
Molecule: messenger RNA, 817 nt
Organism: Dimorphilus gyrociliatus
Lineage: Eukaryota; Metazoa; Annelida; Polychaeta; Dinophilidae
Source: the annotation of a GenBank genome assembly